AAGCACGUAGUUUACUUAAAUGAUAUCCUGUACAGCUGCAGAGAUAAAGUGCAUAGACGUUUGUAUGCAGCCCUUUCUCUGCAGCGGACCAUACGUAUUUUAAACCUACACCUAUAAGAUAUUUAUUGUAUAUAAGUUAUCUAAGUUUUUCACUCAAUUAGUUUUUAAUUUUUCAUGUUGGUAAGGAAGACGGACCCUAAACCCCGUACCCCGUAACCCAGUGUACGGUCGCAAUGCCGCAGUCGGGGGCGCGGGGCAGUCUGCGGACGGCAUGCCCACCGCUCAGACAUGGCGGCCGCCACGCUCGCGUUCGCGUUGUUGCUGCUCGCUGCGUUUGCCGCAUGCGUAGAAGAGGACUGCAUAGACUGGGAAGGCAAGUCCAUCCCGCAUGGGCUGCUCUACGUGCCGGGGCCCGGUGUGUGCUCGUUAUGUGUGUGUUACCACUCGGAGCCGAUGUGGUGCAAAGCCAUCUACUGCGAUCCACCAUAUUUCUGCAAGAACUUCCGCGUAGGCGAGCGGUGCUGCGAAUUCGAAUGCCUGGAUCCGCCUGGAGAGGACACGCGCUACCGCGAGCGGCAGCGGCUGCGGGCGCUCAUACUCGCCGGCAAUUCUUCCGCGCACCACAUUCUGCCAUCAAAGGAACUUAAAUACGGCAUGUCGCUACUCGCCGUGGCUGUCGCUAGGCUUGUCUGAGCUAAAACUAGCCAGUAAUGGGCCAAAGGUCACCAGAAAUCGCAUGCGAUUUGUGAUACAAUUAUCUUAAAUCGCAUGCGUUAGUCGCAAGGCCUGUAGAAGUCUUAAUGGAAGAAAUUGUGAGUGAAAUCAUAGACAUCUGAUGGAAUUAAACCAUAAAGGAGUUGUAAAUAUGGAUAGUGUGUGGAAGUCUAGUGAAGUUUUGUAAUAGUGAUGUAGGAAAGUGAAACGCAUCAACAGUGUUAAAGAUUUGGUGAAAUUUCAAAAUAUAAGGAAGUGUUUUGGGUAGUGAAAGAUUUUAUGUAACGCGGGACCUAGUCUGGUAGAAGGUAACAGAAUAAUUAUAAGACGGUUUUUAUAAAUUUGCAUGGAUGGUGAACAACAACAUAGGUUGAUAAGCAACACCAGUACCUAUUGAAAUGGUAGAUAGCAUAAUGUUAAGGUAAUGUCAGAAAUUUUGUUAAGAGGGGUAAAAGGUACAGUCAUUCGGACUUUAGUACGUCAUUUUGUAACGAUUACAGAUGUGUAAAUUGCGGAAUUUUGCUGAAACGUUGACAAACAAUUCGGAAUUAUCAGGCAAACUCCCUAGAAAAUAAAGAAAAACGUUUAUUUUGGAGGUACAAAAUUUCUGACAUUAUUCCAUGUGGAAAUUUUGCAAUUUUGGAAGUUUUCCGACAGUACAUCUGUAGUAAGGAUAGUCAAGAGAGAUUUGAUUGUUUCGUUCUACAGUUGUGAGACUGUUAUAGGCCUUAUGUUCGAGGUUAAAACCUUAGGCCUUUCACAGUCCGUCAAAAGAGGUAUAGUGUAAAAAUGAGGAUAUGUCUGAAUAUUACACAAGAGUCUACUCAAAGUAGGCUCAAAAUACUUGAAAUAUAUUUUAUAGUAAGAACCUUGGCACACUGGCAUAUUAUGCCUUGGCAUUUCGUUGACAUCAUAGGGACCGUGCGCGUUGGAGGGUCUGCCAUCUUGUGGCCUGAAUCGGAACCACAAACAUGUACAUUUACACGUCACGUGUUUUCUUGUGCAUAGUAGGUUCUGCCAUCUUGCGGGCUAGAUCGCAACAAUAAACAUCACAUU
Molecule: messenger RNA, 1770 nt
Organism: Cydia pomonella (codling moth)
Lineage: Eukaryota; Metazoa; Arthropoda; Insecta; Lepidoptera; Tortricidae
Product: integral membrane protein DGCR2/IDD-like
Exons: 3
Coding region: 289-693 (134 amino acids)
Cellular component (GO): membrane
Source: RefSeq, a predicted model, not a curated record